This is a messenger RNA of Hyla sarda, 2624 nucleotides long. It is a transcript of the gene RPAP3, whose product is annotated as RNA polymerase II associated protein 3. The transcript is spliced from 17 exons. The coding region runs from base 153 to 2174 and encodes 673 amino acids. Lineage: Eukaryota; Metazoa; Chordata; Amphibia; Anura; Hylidae. The record is from RefSeq and is a predicted model, not a curated record. Gene Ontology annotation, molecular function: protein binding.
UAUUGCUGGGAUUCACUGUUGUUUAAUAACCGAGGCUAUGGCGACGUUGGUCUCUAUGGUUACUGUGUGAGCGCAAAGCAUGCUGGGAGUGAGUGUGUGGGAAGUGCUAGAAGAGAAGCGACCGAGUACGGGGCUGGAGGCGCAUCACCACCAUGUCUUCUCCAAACAAAGCACUCGAAUUGCAGUUACAAAUGAAGCAGAACGCAGAAGAGCUGCAAGACUUUAUGAGAGAGCUAGAAAGCUGGGAAGAGGAUAUUAAACAAAAGGAUGCCAAGCUGAGUAACCAGACAGGCACGAAUGAAGAAACACUACCACCAAUAAGAAAUAAAGACUAUAGAAAGAAGAAAAAGACCAAAAGUAAAGUGUCUACGGAAGCAAAGAAAAAUGAAGAGAACAAAAACCCCAAAAGAAAAUUAAAUGACUACAACUACUGGGAUAAGCUGGAUGUGGAUAAAGCUUUACAAGAGCUUGAUAAAGAGGACAACACGAAUGAAUCAAUGUCUGCGGAGUCUGAUUCUGGGGAUGAAGAUGGCAUCAUAGUUAACACAGAAAAGGCAUUGGCAGAAAAAGAAAAGGGAAAUAAUAAUUUUAAAGCCGGGAAGUAUGAUGACGCUAUACAGUGCUACACAAGAGGCAUGAAUGCCGAUCCAUAUAAUGCAGUCUUGCCUACAAAUCGAGCUUCAGCUUUUUUUAGGUUAAAGAAAUAUGCUGUUGCUGAAUCAGACUGCAAUCUGGCUAUUGCUUUAAACCACAAUUACUGGAAAGCAUAUGCACGCAGAGGAGCCUGUCGUGUGGCAUUGAAGAAUUUCCAAGGAGCAAAAGAAGAUUAUGAAAAGGUCUUGGAAUUAGAGCCGAACAAUUUUGAAGCCACCAAUGAGCUAAAGAAAAUAGCCCUGGAACUGCCAUCAUCCUCAAGUACAUCACAGGAAAAAGAAGGCUGUAGAGAAAACGUUCAGGAGAAAAGUUCAGAAGUAGCUGAAGAAGAGCAAGAACGAAUAGAAGUCCAACAGCUGAAACAAAAAGCUAUUGUACAGAAAGAUUUGGGAAAUGCUUACUUUAAAGAAGGAAAAUAUGAAUUUGCCAUUGAAUGCUACACGCAAGGAAUUGCAGCAGAUGGCACAAACGCAUUGUUACCAGCAAAUCGAGCCAUGGCCUACCUGAAAAUUCAAAAAUACCAAGAAGCAGAAGAUGAUUGUACUCAAGCAAUAGCUUUAGAUACUUCAUAUGGAAAAGCUUUUGCCAGAAGAGGGACUGCUAGAGUGAUGCUUAGAAAACUGAAAGAAGCAAAAGAAGAUUUUGAGAUGGUUUUAAAACUUGAGCCUGGAAACAAGCAAGCAAUAUCUGAACUGGCCAAAAUUUCUCAGGAACUGAAUGAAAAAACAGUAAAUCCAACUCAACAGACUUCAGAUGAAAAUAAGGAAAUUGCUAAAAGACGUGUUGUAAAGGCAAUGGCUAAACCUAUACAUCUAAGGUCAACUAAGCCUUUAAGGAGGAUGGAAAUUGAAGAAAUUGGAGGCAUAUUACUAACUCCAGUGGAUGUUUUGAAUGAAUCUAAUGAUGCUGGUAAUGUGAAUGACUUGGUCCAACCUGAGGACCCUGACGAAAGUAAAGAAGAAUUGAACCCUAAAGAACCAACUUCCAUUCACCCAGAAGCUCCCAGUGCUAAGAUGUUAAAGAUUGAAGAAAUCAGUGACUUACCAACAUUUCAGGAAAACCCAGAUAAGAACAUCCAACCUCUGACCAGACCAUUAAAUACGGAAAAGGAUCAGCCUAUGUUAUCAGUAUUAGUAGAGUGUGACGUUCCAGGAGUUCCUGCAAAUUCAUUUCAACUUGAGUCGGAUCUAAGAAGAAUGAAAGGGAACAUGGAUAUGUUAUAUACAUACCUAAAACAAAUUGAGCCCAGACUUUACGUCAAGCUGUUUCAGAAAGCUCUAGAUCCGGACGUCUUCAAUGAAAUAAUAAAAAUUCUACGACGUAAAUACAUUGAAAAUGAUGACGCUGAUCUGGUGUUUGAGAUUUUAAAAACCUUUUCUGAGCUUAAGAGGUUUGAUAUGGCAGUAAUGUUUUUGUCAAAUUCAGAAAAAGAAGAUGUUCAUGCCUUAUUUGCUUACAUAGAAAUGGCAAAGAAGACUAAUGAUUCUUGUGCAGCUCUGAAGAAGAAAUACGGCCUCUGAGUAUAACAUGGACAGGGAAAACCUGAAAUAUGUGGAUAUGUAUUAAAUGGACUGUUGAAACAAUCAACUGUUACAAAGAACCUGUGGCAGGAUUUGGAAUCUACAAGCAGCAUGAAAUAGAACAGGAGGUGCUGAGCAGACUGAUAUAUAUAUAUAUGUCUUGUGGGAAAGGUUUCAGGAUAACUUGUCAUUUAUUCAUGUAAACCCCAGCUCUCUCUCUACAUGUACACUAUGCACAGAGAGCUGUCAAUCACUGAGUAGGACCGCCCACUUGACUACUUAGCCCAGAAUGAGCAAAAGUUCCUUCUGCUCUAUAACAUGCUGUCUGCAGACUGGACUUUAUUUUUAACCUGACAGGUUCACUUCAAGAGAAAACUCUAUACUGGCUACCUGGAUAAUUAUCACUGACAUGAUGUACAAAAUAAAUUUUUCAUUUCUGAUUUAACGAUU